Ruditapes philippinarum (Manila clam) is the source of this 1863-nucleotide messenger RNA. Its product is annotated as phospholipid phosphatase 2-like. Bases 119 to 1123 code for a protein of 334 amino acids. The transcript has 6 exons. Gene Ontology annotation, molecular function: phosphatidate phosphatase activity. The record is from RefSeq and is a predicted model, not a curated record. Lineage: Eukaryota; Metazoa; Mollusca; Bivalvia; Venerida; Veneridae. Gene Ontology annotation, biological process: phospholipid metabolic process; phospholipid dephosphorylation; signal transduction.
AUUUCAUUCGUCGAUACAAAGCUAUGCAAGGCGCGUAGGUAUAAUAAGUUGUAUUUUGCCCAGGUAAUAUAUUAUAACGACUAUAGGAUAUUAUAUAGAAUACUGAACAAUUUAUACAAUGGAGGGUAGCUCACAGAAACAGAAAUAUAGAAGGCAAAGGAUUAUUAUUAGAAUCGUUUUGGAUCUAACAAUUUGGCUAGCAGCGUCAGUUGUAGCAUUUUACCUGUUUCUUUACGGGAAACCCUAUGAAAGAGGAUUCUUUUGUGAGGACACAUCUUUAAGUUAUCCAUCCAUACCCGAGACUAUUUCAACACAUGUUUUAGUUGCUGUAGGAUUAACAAUUUCUUUACUAAUGGUAAUUUGUGUAGAAUUAUUGAAUUGUAUUAAUGGUAAAUGCCGACCAAGAUGUAAAUGUUCAGUCGAUGUUAUUUUUUGUGUGCAGAGUUACAUUGUGUUUAUGAUCGGGUUCCUUGUUCAAGAAUUAUUUGUAGACGCUAUCAAAAACAAAACUGGAGCAUUGAGACCAAACUUCUUUGAUGUGUGCAAACCACAGUUUAACACAACAUUAUGUCCAGGAUAUAUAUCAGAAUACACAUGCGCCGGAAGUGACAAUAAAGAAAUCAGAAGCAGCCGACAAUCCUUUCCUUCGGGUCACUCAUCAUUAGCAAUGUACAUAGCUAUUUAUUUUUCCAUAUAUAUUGAAAACCGUUUAAACAUACGAUAUACGAGAUUGUUGAAGAUCUUUAUUCAAUUUGGACUAAUAUUAGCUGCAAUUCUCUGUGGUUUGGGGCGUAUUAGAGAAAACAAACAUCAUUCUUCAGAUGUCAUAGCAGGAUUUAUAUUAGGCUUAGCAGUUGCUAUAUUUGUUUAUACUGUGCUCUGGAGGAGAUAUGUAAAGGAAAAACGUGUCAAAAAUAACUAUAAAAACUCAAUUAAUAAACCACGUGACUGCUUCUGUACAUGUGCAAGGCCAUCUGAUAUUGAUCCACAUACAUCAGCUUCUGUACAAAAUGAAUACACCAAGAGAGUUGAAAAUGGCAGAAGUUCAUCAUCUACAAAACUUAUAGAGCUUCAAAAUGAUGAUAAUCAAAAUAUAUUGGUUACUUCGGAAAUACAUGUAUAAUAAUAUUGACAAAAAUAAAGUGCAAUAUAUAUAAAUAUUUAUUAGCAUGGUAUUCGUGAUUGCCGGCCUUUAUUAAACAAGCUCUGGUAGAUUACAGCGUGUUUUUUCAUGUGACUCAUUUGAUAGCCAAGAACGUAAACAAAUACCAAAAUUUAAUACAAACACAAGUAUUCUGAUUAAUGCUAAUGGAACGAUGAUAAAAAAUGUGAUACCUUGAUUAUUUUAAUAUAAAAGUAAUGACACUUAGUUUUAUGAAUUUAGGCAAUAUAAUUUAAUUAUUAUUUAUUUGAUUCCAAUUUUAGAUCUGAAUUAUUAUCUAUGAAUUAUAAAAUAUCAAGCAUAUGCUAAAUAUAUGAAUGUUUAUAUUUAUAAACUCGACUUUUGUCAUCAAUUUACAGCUGCUUUUAAUGCAUGGAUUUGCUAUAUUUCAAAAUGGAUUCUUAUUGAAUUGUAUGCUAUUUACAAUGUCUGUGUUUCAAGCGGUUAAUUUAAAGGAUCUACAGUGAAAACAAUAAGACAUUCAUGAACGUUGUUAGAUAUACUUGCAAUUAACAUUUUCGUCAAUGCCGAAUUUGGCUAUCUUUAGGGAUUCUGUUUUUCUGUAUUUUAUAUAUACUUUAAAAGAUAUGCGAGGUUUCUUACAAGUUUAGUUUACAGUUUUAAAAUAGUUUAUUCUGAAUCUUUUUAAUCUCUGUUAAUAUGUAAAUAAGAAACACAAAUAAACUUUUAUACAACCGUCA